Gymnodraco acuticeps is the source of this 1344-nucleotide messenger RNA. It is a transcript of the gene mmd, whose product is annotated as monocyte to macrophage differentiation-associated. The record is from RefSeq and is a predicted model, not a curated record. NCBI's taxonomy places the organism in Eukaryota, Metazoa, Chordata, Actinopteri, Perciformes, Bathydraconidae. The coding region runs from base 14 to 745 and encodes 243 amino acids. The transcript has 7 exons. Gene Ontology annotation, cellular component: membrane. Gene Ontology annotation, molecular function: pore-forming activity.
CCUCUCUGAGACAAUGCUAGGAUUUGACCUACGCCGAACCAGUCUUGCACGGUUCAUGAACAGACGGGCCUCUGCUAACUGCCGCUACCAGCCCACCUGCUAUGAGCAUGCUGCAAACUGCUACACCCAUGCACUCCUCAUCGUGCCGGCCUUUGUGGGCAUGGCGUUUCUGCACCGUCUGUCGGACAACGGCUGGGAGAAGGUCACUGCCUGGGUGUACGGCAUGGGCCUGUGCGCCCUCUUCCUGGUCUCCACUGUGUUUCACAUCAUCACCUGGAAGAAGAGCCACAUGAGGUCAAUGGAACAGUGUUUCCACAUGUGUGACAGAGUGGUCAUCUACCUGUUCAUCGCUGCCUCCUACACACCCUGGUUGAACCUGCGUGAAUUGGGCCCCCUCGCAGCACACAUGCGAUGGUUUGUGUGGCUCAUGGCUGCUGCUGGAACCAUAUACGUCUUCAACUACCAUGAAAAGUAUAAAGUUGUUGAGCUGGCCUUCUACUUGAUGAUGGGUUUCUUCCCUGCAUCAGUUGUGACAUCGAUGAGCAACACGGAGGGCAUGCAGGAGCUGGCGUGCGGCGGCCUCAUCUAUGUCCUCGGCGUGUUCUUCUUCAAGAGCGACGGCGUCAUCCCCUUCGCCCACGCCAUCUGGCACGUGUUCGUGGCGCUGGCUGCGGCCGUACACUACUACGCCAUCUGGAAAUACCUCUACAAGACCCCCGGUGCGGACCCCCACCUCCAGUCGUGACCACAGCCGGGGCUGGACGCCGCUUCUCCACCUUUUGCUUCUGAAGAAAGCGCCUGCACACUCCUCUACUGCCCACUGAAGCUGACACCACAGCCCUGAAGUUUACGCAAAAAUGACCAUGAAUUGUUUUCUGUUUUCUAACGUGGAGAACAGAUUUCUGACAAACAAAAGCUACAUUCAAAGCUUUUUUUGUAAAACUUCAACGGAAAACAGGGCAGCCAGGGGGUGAAUUUUGACUUUUUACAAUGAGUGUUUGAGCAAUUUGAUUGACUUUUGUAUGGCUUGAGUCACAUUCCACAUUGGGGUCAUAACUGGGAGAUUUAUCAUCAUUUCAGCGGAUUAUUUGAACAAUAGGAGUAUCCAGUGAGGUGCUAAAAAUUAGGCAGGGCUGGGAGAACUAAUAUCACAUGGAUUCCUUUUUUUCAUACUUUGUUUUUAAUGAGUAUAAUUUACGGAGCCCCCUAGGGGACAUGGAGAAGAAAAAAAAUGUAUUUGAAUAAAAAUAAAAUGUUUUGCGAGAUCUGGCAAAACCUUUGUGAGAUCUCGCAAAACCCCGUUGCAGUUUGUAGACGGUCCCUAAGCACUCCUCUCCCUCCUCA